This is a messenger RNA of Cucurbitaria berberidis CBS 394.84, 3946 nucleotides long. RefSeq lists its product as uncharacterized. The record is from RefSeq and is a predicted model, not a curated record. The transcript has 3 exons. NCBI's taxonomy places the organism in Eukaryota, Fungi, Ascomycota, Dothideomycetes, Pleosporales, Cucurbitariaceae. The coding region runs from base 76 to 3486 and encodes 1136 amino acids. Gene Ontology annotation, cellular component: condensed chromosome; condensin complex. Gene Ontology annotation, biological process: mitotic chromosome condensation.
CAUCAGCCACCAUCAGCAAGAUAUCUAUGCUAGUACCAGGAGAGGACGAUACAAACUAUUAAACACACAGCAAAAAUGCCUGGUCGCACAUCGACGCGCGCAACGCGCACUUCCACUACGUCAGAAGCCCCCAAAUCGACUACCGGGACUCUCAAGUCAACACGCGCUUCCUCCGCACGACAGUCCUCGAACGCAGUCGAGAUACCUGAUGAAGGCCCUAUAACGUCACUGCGGACACGAGUAGCGCAAAUUUUCGGAGAUGCACAGAAGACUAUUGCGACGCAACGAAAGCUAGUGGUCAAUCUGAGAAAGAUACAGGAGGCUUGCUGCUUCGAGCCUCCGGAUACAGGCAAGAAACAUGGGAAGAAGUCUAUGGGAGAGGUACAAGAGCACUUUUACGAGGAAGAUUUCAACAAUGAGAUUGUAAGAUGUGCGCUCAGGAUACUUUGCGUCAAGAAAACCGAGCCGGCAGGAGAAAGACUGAUUAGGUUCUUGGCCGUGUUCUUGAAGUAUGCUUCAGAAAAGGACCAAGCAAUCUUUGCAGUAGAGACGGAGGAAGAGGAAACAAUGUUAGCAGAGACACCAAGCAGCCGCCUCAUAUCGCAGAUCAUCACUACGAUCCUCGCUUUUCUGACAGCCAAAGACAAGACGGUUCGCUUUCGAGCGACACAAACAGUCGCGCAGCUCGUAAACAACCUCACAACGUUCGACGGCCACAUUUUCGAUUUAUGCAGACUGGGCUUCUUGAAACGUCUGCGAGACAAGGAGUCUCCAGUGCGCGUGCAAGCAGUCCUUGGUCUCGGCCGCCUUGCAUCCGAAGAGGAUGACGAGCAAGAUGAGGAAGACAGCGAUGACGAUACCACAGGCGGCAUACUAGACAAGCUAGUAGAUGUCAUGAUCAACGACCCGAGCGCCGAAGUGCGACGCGCUGUUCUCGCAAAUUUACCUAUAUUGCCAUCGUCCCUACGAUACCUCCUUGAGCGAGCUCGUGAUAUGGAUCCAACGUUGCGACGAGUGGUAUACGUCAGUAUAUUGCCUUCUCUAGGAGACUUUCGGCACAUGUCGCUAGUAGAACGAGAGAAGCUCAUUCGGUGGGGGCUGCGGGAUCGCGAUGAUAAAGUGCGAAAAGCUGCUGCAACUCUGUUUCGCGAACGAUGGCUUGAGAAUUGUGCUUCAUCGCGCGAUCAGCGUCCCGAAGAAGAGAGGAAGCCGGGCAGUGUUGCUCCACCGGAUCUUGAAGCUCUGUGCGAACUCCUCGAGCGCAUUGAUGUCACCCGGUCGGGUGAAGAAGACGGCAUGGCUCACGAGGCGAUGCGCGAGUUCUGGGACGGCCGUGAAGAUUAUCGCGAGCACAUCACGUUCGACCAUGAAUUCUGGAAAAAUCUGGAUUCGCAGACUGCGUUCAUUGCGCGCACUCUAAAUGACUACUGCCACGGGACCCAAGAUGACAGAGUCCAAGGUAUGAUCGAGGACAAGAUGCCUGAAGUCACCAUGUUCGCUUUCAUUCUACAGAGGGAAUUGAACUCGUUGAUGGAGCUAGUAGACAAAGUCGCAGUCAUGGACGAGUCGGAUCCUGACGCCGAGGAAGCUCAAGAAGAUGUUGAGGAGAAGGAUUUCAUUGUUCAACAGCUUCUUCACAUCGCCCAAACACUCGACUACACGGACGAAAUGGGACGAAGGCAGAUGUACAACAUCAUGCGGGAAGCCAUUGCGAAGGCUCAACUUCCUGAGGAGUGCACGAAGCUCGCCAUUGAAGUCCUGCGCAUUGUCUGCGGCCAACGCGGCGAGUCAGACUUUUGCGCCAUAAUAGUGGAGGCUAUCGCUGAGGUUCGAGACUCUUUACUAGAUGCGGAUGUGGAUGAGUCCCAAGACAAGGGCGACGGCGACGAUGAAGAAAGCUUCCACUCCGCCCAGUCAGACGUCGUCGGAGAUGCCCCUCUGAUAAAACUAAGGAAGUCGGACAUCGCGAAGGAUCUUAGCCCGGAAGAAGAGGAAGAACAGCGUAUCCGAGAAGUCAUGGUGUACUCGAAAUGCCUUCACAUAGCCCAAUGCACAUUACAAAACGUCCAGGGUGAUCUGGAAUCGGACAACUCCUUGACGAACAUCCUCAACACACUGAUCAUACCCGCUGUCCAGGCACACGAAGCGAUGAUCCGAGAGCGAGGAGUGAUUUGUUUAGGUUUGGCUGCUCUCCUUAGCAAGGAUCUUGCACUGAGCAACCUGGAUCUCUUCUUACAUUGUUAUACAAAGGGCCAUGACGCACUCAAGGAGAUUGUCAUUCAAGUGUUAACUGAUGUUAUCAUCACGCAUCCGCAACUUCUUGCGCCUCCAGCGCUAGACCCAGAAGCCACAGAGGAGGAUGCCGAGCCGAAGCCGAAUCCGCUCAUCAAGCCACUCACUAAGGUCUUAUUAAAGGCAUUCGGCUUAGACAACCGGCGAAUAAGCCUCAUUGCUUGCACCGCUGCAUCCAAACUGUUGUUGCUAGGCAUCUUACCACCGGCUCCAACGGCGGACAUAUUGAAAGCAUUUACGCUGACGUACUUCGAUCCUGAGGCCGCCUUGAACCCCGCGCUGAGACAAGCACUGAGUUACUUCCUCCCCGUAUACUGCCACUCGAAACUCAAAAACGCAGAGCUCAUGGCUCAGAUCGCUGUCCCGAUCAUAUCGAAAUUACUCCUCAUGCGCGAUGAACUUGUCGAUGAUGAGGAGAUCAAUGAGAUGGUGGGCUGGCCUGUCAUCACCGCCCAUCUCUCUGAAUGGACAGAUGGGCGGAAAGUCGUCGGGACUACCGAGCUGGGGCUUGACGGGAAAACGAGUACUUCUGCGGAGGCAGAACAACCGCAUAUCCAUCUUGCAAAUGAAGUCUUGGAGCGUGCUUUGACAAGUACAUGCUCGAAAGAUGAAAGGAAACCGUUACUGUCGUUGCUGGGUAAAUUGUACAUUGCUCCGACAUCUACGAGGCGGAAGGGCGAGGAGUUUGUUGUGGAUGAAGAGAGUUUGCGUACGCUGCAUGGCCUUGUUUCGGAGGCUGUAGAAGGCAGGAUUGGGGUGGAUGCCACACAGCGAAACGCCCUAUCUAAACUGGAGAUUAGUCUUACCAAGCGCUUGGGCGAGGUGGAACUUGUCACACAGGUGCAGGAUCAGACUCCCGUUUCGGCCGAAACCACUGUUGCGGACGGAAAUGAGGGCGAGACCGAAGCAGACAAUGAUACGACUGAGGUUUCCAAGACGCAGGCUCAAGCGCAAAGCGGUGUCGAUGAGACUCAGGCAGAUGUGGACGGAUCUGAGAUUGAUGAAGAUGAGGAUGAUACGAUGCUAGCGGGGCUGCAAGGCGAAGGCACACGCAUGCCCCUUGAAGAAGAAGACGAGGAGGUAGAGGAUGAAGUAAACGAUGAUGAUACGACAAUGACUAUUGGAAGAGGGAAGACAGCGGUCACGGAAGAUGAUAUCAUGGAGAGUCUCUUAAGAGACGAUGACUCUUCAUAAUUUACUGCAAAGGGAAACUGUAUAUGUUUGGGCUGGGCUGAUGUCGGCGUUCUUCGGUUACUUGGUUGUUGGUUCAGGGCGGGACGUAUUGUGUCUGGCGGAAUGGGGGUGUAUGCAAUGAAGUUCAUGCGAAUGAUAUUCCUCUUUCAAUGCAGCCACACAAACACGCCUGAGACAAUGUUGAUCUAUACUCAAAUUCCUUCGAAUAAGCCUAGUUCACGAACCGUAACUGUAGUUUCGCCCCAUGAGAGGGUUGUAUAACGAGAUUGAGGCGUUCAUGGGCUGAAAACUUUGGUGAAUCGGAGAGGUAAGAUUAUGUGGUUGACCCACGAAAGGGGAACAUGUUCCCAUUCCCUGGCGUACAGUGACACAGACCCAGCGGUCUAGGACGCUUGUACCUGGCACAUGACACCCUCAUUCUUCAGCUCAGCCCUGAAGGAAAUCAGGACCUGCUUCACAG